GUGUUUGUUUUUCUGUAGGUGUUCGGGGGGCGUUGAGGUGAUGCAUGUCCCCCGAUCAUCCCAGUGGAGGAGCCAGAUAAUGACGAGUGGCUUUGGCUGCUGAACUCCCCCCUCCCCUCCCCCAACACCACCACCCUCAUCCCUCCUUGGCUCCCUCCAUCUCUGAUGGCUCUAUGGGGCGUCGUCAGUCUCAGCCUUCACUGCUGGGUGUGUUUACGGUCUACGGUAACAGCAGCAGCAGCGACAGCCAGCCUCCCCAAUGACAAGCCCGGGGGCCCCCUGGACUGGCUCCUGUCUGAUAAAGGACCUUUUCACCACUCACCAGAGUACAUUGACUUUGUGGAGAAGAACCGGCAAGGCUUCUCCACUAGAUACAAGAUAAACAGGGAGUUUGGGAGAUGGAAGGUGAACAACUUAGCAGUGGAAAGGAGAGAUUUCUUGGCAUCUUCGUUACCUCUGACUCCUGAGUUCAUCAGGAACAUUCGACUGCUGGGCCGCAGGCCCACCACCCAGAUGAUCACUGACAAUCUAAUCAGGAAGUAUGGGACUCACUUCCUGUUGUCAGCUACACUGGAGGCAGACGUUGACAAAAGAGGAGAAGAGGCCUUAACGAUAUUUGUUGACAAGAGGAAGCUGAGUAAGAAAGCAGAGGUGAGCGAUUACUCGGGUAACUCCUCCACUGUGACUCUGGAAGCUCUGCACCAGCUGGCUGCCUCCUAUUUCAUCGACAGGGAGAGCACUCUGCGCAAGCUGCACCACAUCCAGAUCGCCUCCACUGCCAUCAAG
Etheostoma spectabile (orangethroat darter) is the source of this 786-nucleotide messenger RNA. Its product is annotated as BMP/retinoic acid-inducible neural-specific protein 3-like. Gene Ontology annotation, cellular component: neuronal cell body; dendrite; cytoplasm. The annotation marks the transcript as partial. Lineage: Eukaryota; Metazoa; Chordata; Actinopteri; Perciformes; Percidae. The record is from RefSeq and is a predicted model, not a curated record. The transcript has 4 exons. Gene Ontology annotation, biological process: negative regulation of mitotic cell cycle; cellular response to retinoic acid; nervous system development.